Triticum dicoccoides is the source of this 3358-nucleotide messenger RNA. RefSeq names its product COBRA-like protein 2. The record is from RefSeq and is a predicted model, not a curated record. The coding region runs from base 2066 to 3187 and encodes 373 amino acids. The transcript has 7 exons. NCBI's taxonomy places the organism in Eukaryota, Viridiplantae, Streptophyta, Magnoliopsida, Poales, Poaceae. Gene Ontology annotation, cellular component: plasma membrane. Gene Ontology annotation, biological process: plant-type cell wall cellulose biosynthetic process; cellulose microfibril organization.
CUACUAUCCCUACAAUCACGGAUCGGGAGUCGCCCACCACGGCCGACGCUGCCGCGCCCAACCUCCACCGCGGCCGACUGCCUCCACGCGAAUUCCCUUGCGAGGCUCUCUGGCGACCACACCGCCUACUCCAGAGGCGAGGAGCUUGCCGGCGUCCAGCUCCUCAAGGAGAAGCGCGCUCCACCGCCGACGCUGCCGCGCCCAAAUCCCACCGCGGCCGACCGCCUCCGCUCUCUCGAUGGGGAUCCGCUGCGGCAGUGCCAGGACGUUCACCAUCGCCACCGCAGUCUGUUCACCGCGGACGCCACAUGCCUGCACCCCACGGCCGGCCACCGCGCGUCUGGAGCGCGCUCUUCCGCCUAUUCCCAGUGUGUCGCCGCCGGCUCACCCGAGCGCGCCGCUGAUGGCCUUCUGUGCUAUCGCAGGCACCAAGACCGUCGCUGUGCUGGUAAGUCCUCUCCCCCAGCUGGCGUAGCGCCCGGUUCUACUAUCUCUCUUCCAUGUCGUUGCAACACGGUCUCUCCUCUGUCGUUGCUGCUGCCGCCACCGUGUUUCUCCUUCCUGCUUCUGCCACUGUCGCUGGAGCUAGCCAAAAUGGAUCAAACAUAGGUGAGUUAAAUUGGGGGUGCAUCUUUUAUCUUGCUUGAUACAAUCUUCUUCAGUUGUCUUCUGAUUUCAGUCACAUACAUUGCCAUGUUCGUUCUAGCACAGCAGGUGUUCGUGUGUAUGCCUAUGAAAUGAUAGCACAUGUGGUUUCGCGCAUGUAAUCCUCCUUUGUGUAUGCCUAUUCGUGAUUACCCUUAGCCAGUAAUUCAUGCUAAGUAAUGGUCUAGGCUUAGAUGCUUGAGCCAGUAAACUUACUGGUCAGAAUCUCAGAUUACUAUUUAGCCUUUUCUCAGCAAUUUGGAGACAUGUCGGCCUUGUAUCCUUAUAAUGAAAGGCGGAUGAGAUUGUUUGUAGCUAUUUUUAAUGGUAUCCUUUGCUAUGUUAGGUGGCUUGCUUGAUUUAAAUAUGCUAUGGAGGAUUACAUAGAUAAUACUCUGCUUAAUUUCUUUAUUUUGCUUCCCUUCUUGGCGGUCUUCUAAUACAAGAUGCAUGUUUGAGAAAAAGACUCACAAAAUUGAUAUGAAGAAACAACAACCAGAACUUGCUUCAGUAAUUUAUUCUCCACAAGUGUGUCCUGACUCCUGAAUCAUUUGUACAUUACUAAAUUCUAUGCUUAUUUGUUAGCACCAAAAUGACUAAUUCAGUUCUGGUACAAUCUUAAUACUUGCAGGGAAACCGAUCUUCAUUAGCCAUAAGUAGAGAUAAGAAGACUGUUAAGUUUAUGGCAAAGUCAUGUCAUUAUUAAGUCUUUCUUCUUAUUGGACCAGCUUAGUAAAAAUGAUUUCAGUUGUUGCCCUAAAUUCGAUAAAGGUAGUAAUGUGUUGUAGAUACAACCACUUGCAUGAACAACCAGAAUGGCAAUAAUAAGUGCUAUUUAUUCAUAUCAGCUUACUUUAAAUAAAUAUGUCUUUCAUGGAACAGUAUGUGUGUGAUGGAUCUUUUCAAGUUCGAUUCAUGUUCAAUUAGGUGCAUAUUUCGUGAGAAAAUCCCGACGUCCAGCUCUUCAAGGAGAGGAGCCUGCCACCGCCGACGCUGGCAUUGCCAUGGGUGCCCAUCCUUGCUGUCCGAUGGAACCGCUCAGACGGUCAUACCGCGGUCGUCGUCAGAAUCAUCCGAGUUGAUUUAACCAAUUUUUGAAUCCUCGCUGAAUAAGCAGGAAGUUGUAUUUGGAAGCUUUCUUGGACUUAUAUCGUAAUCAUGGUAUAUGGCUUGAUUGUCUCAUGUGGUGCUUGCAUGGUAUGUGUGUGAUGAUUUUCCUGAAAGGCAGAAGUUUUAUCAUGAAGCUUACGACCCUCUUGAUCCAACUGGGAACAUCACAAUCAAAUGGGAUAUCACUCAGUGGACUGCAGAUGGCUAUAUUGCUGUUGUUUCCAUAAACAAUUACCAGAAGUACCGUCAUAUCCAAGCACCUGGGUGGCAUCUUAGGUGGGCUUGGACAAAGAAGGAGAUCAUCUGGGGAAUGAUGGGUGCACAGACCAUAGAGCAAGGGGAUUGCUCUGAAUUUAAAGGCAAUAUACCACACUGCUGCAGGAGAGACCCAACAGCAGUUGACUUGCUUCCUGGUGCGACUAACGGCAUGCAGGUGGGAAAUUGUUGCAAAGGAGGAGUUCUUAGCUCAUGGGUGCAAGAUCCAGUCAAUGCAGUGGCAUCGUUUCAGAUCACUGUUGGCCGAUCCGGAACGAGCAAUAGGACAGUGAAACCGCCGAAAAACUUCACCCUCAAGGCCCCAGGUCCAGGGUAUACCUGUAGAGCAGCCCAUAAAGUAAAACCUCCCACUAAGUUCAUUUCGCCCGAUGGAAGGAGAACAACUCAAGCGCAUGUGACUUGGGAUGUGAUAUGCACAUAUUCACAGUUUGUUGCUCAAAGAGGUCCUGCUUGUUGUGUUGCCCUAUCAUCGUUUUACAAUGAAACGAUAGUUGACUGCCCAAAAUGUUCGUGUGGCUGCCAAAAUAACAUAACCAACCCUGGGAGCUGCGUUGAGGUUAAUUCGCCUUACUUGGCUUCAGUGGUGAAUGGACCUGGCAAGGGCAGCUCGACCCCCCUAGUACGAUGCUCGCCCCAUAUGUGCCCAAUCAAGGUGCACUGGCAUGUUAAGGCCAACUAUAGGGAGUAUUGGAGGGUGAAGAUCACCAUUUCAAACUGGAACUACCGGAUGAACUACUCGCAGUGGAACUUGGUUGUUCAACACCCAAAUUUCGACAAUGUCACGACAAUUUUCAGCUUCAACUACAAAGCAUUGAACCCCUACGGAGUAAUAAAUGAUACCGCGAUGCUGUGGGGUCUCAAGUACUACAAUGACCUGCUCAUGGUGUCUGGGCCAGACGGCAAUGUGCAAUCCGAGCUUCUGUUCAGGAAGGACCCAUCAACCUUCACUUUCGAGAAGGGCUGGGGUUUUCCAAGACGCAUAUACUUCAAUGGCCAGAGCUGCGUCAUGCCUCAACCAGAUUUGUACCCAUGGCUGCCAAGCUCCUCCCCAAGACUGACGAAGACGGCGUUUCUGGCCCUGGCCAUCGCCGCUUGCGCGACGGUGGCGUUCUUGUACAAUCAUCUAGUGUUAGAUAAAUACUGCAGGAAGUCAUGACCCAUUGGCCAUUGAGCGCUGACGUCUUGAGUUUGUUGCGAGUUUAGGUAGAGAGAGAUGUUGCAUCAAAAGCUGACCGGGGGGUGUGUUGUCCUGACCCAUUGGGCAUUGAGCACUGGCAACUUGUGCUUCUUGCAAGUUUAAAUCCAUUCAGAUUUCGGGCUCUUGCAA